Molecule: messenger RNA, 1619 nt
Organism: Chara braunii
Lineage: Eukaryota; Viridiplantae; Streptophyta; Charophyceae; Charales; Characeae
Source: the annotation of a GenBank genome assembly
UCUUCUGACAUGCCUCACCCAUAACAUAUCGACAGAUAUACAAAAAAAAAAAAGGAAGUAGUCCUCUUUUUUAUUUUUUUAUUUAUUUAUCUGUUGAUUAGGGCCGGGAGGAAAGUAUUGUUGGGUUGGUUGCCUACCUGCGUUUUCCCUCCCACCCACCCCUGUGCAUGCAUUUCCGGGUUGGUACAGUGCCACAUGAGCAGUGCCACGUCAGCAACAGUGCCACGUCAGCAACAGUGCCACAUCAGCAGUGCCACAUCAGCAACAGUGCCUUGUCAGCAGUGCCGCGUCAGCAGUGCCACAUCAGCAACAGUGCCACGUCAGCAGUGCCCCGCCACCAUGACGGGCUCAGCUCUGGGCAUGCCAGGCCAACUGGCCAACGAGUCCAUUGCCGAGUACAAACAGCGGUUCCAGACUCAGCUCGCACUGAUCGAGGCUGAGGAACAGCGCCAGGUGGCAGCCGAGGCUGUCCGCCUACAGGCUGAAGCGGCGGCAACAGCUGAGAAGCAGCGKCUUCAGGCCGAAGCAGACRCAGAUACCCMGGCACGCCGMAAGGAAGCCCAGGAUCUGCUACAGCGGCAUGAAGCCACCAGCAUCGAAAAGCUCAAGUUUUGGCACUUUGAACCAUCCGAGGAGCACGACGACGCGACACCAGAGGAGCAGCACAAGGAAUUCAUGGCCAAACUCGUGACUAGGACUUGCAGCAAGUUGCACCAAGACCGAAUGCUGGUGAGACCAGCAGUGCACCCUCUACCCGCCAGUUGGAGGAACAACCUGGACAUCAGUACCUUCGCUGCACCAGCCACCAUCAGCAACCAGCUGGACACCUUCAAGACCGAGGUUCAACAACUGCAGCUGCCUAAAAAGGAUGGCAACACCACGCAGCACUACAAGAUGCCGACAUUCCAAAUCAAGAAGUUCAAUGAUUAUACGCAUCAAGACCCGGUCCUCUCAUGGGAGGGCUUUACGACGCAACUUCGGAUCCUGUUCGUCGCCAAGCACGUGUACAUCGGUGCACUAUUCCUCAACUCAAAGGGCGGAUGCCAGAUCUGGUUGAGCCACCUGGCAACCGUCCACGCCGUCGACGUCGCAGAUCUGAAAGAUAAGAUCUCUUGGGAAGAGUUAACACGCCUAUGGAAGAAGCGGUUCAUCGUAGACGACGCCCCGGCGCUCGCCAUCAACCGCCUCUUCGUUAUGACGCAAGGCAACACAGCAACACACGACUGGCUCACGGAAUGGCAAAAGAUCGCGGCAACGCCCGAUCUAGAAUUGCCAUUUUUGCAUCUGCGUCGAGAGUUCUACAACCGGUCAUGUGCCGCCUUGAGCCUUGCACUUGGUGAUUGCGAGCAAUACGCAACCUUCGCUGAAAUCAUCGACAAGGCAAGGGAGAUCAUCAAGACCACUAGGGCAGCUGCACAUGAGAAAUCAGCAUGGCAGCCAACCUGUGUGGAGAAGGUGAAAACUGGUCCGCGGCCGCAGCAUGUCGCUGCAGUCCAAUUGGACAACAUUGUGGAAGACCCGGCAGUCACCCAAGCGUCACAUGAGGGAGAUCAGGUGGCUGCUGUCCAGCCGUGAAGCAACAACAAGUCCCAAGGAAACGGGAAGGCGAAAACCGCAUC